Molecule: messenger RNA, 1614 nt
Organism: Capronia epimyces CBS 606.96
Lineage: Eukaryota; Fungi; Ascomycota; Eurotiomycetes; Chaetothyriales; Herpotrichiellaceae
Exons: 2
Coding region: 1-1614 (537 amino acids)
Biological process (GO): transmembrane transport
Cellular component (GO): membrane
Molecular function (GO): transmembrane transporter activity
Source: RefSeq, a predicted model, not a curated record
AUGGAGAAAGAGAUGGUGGCCACCCACCCCGAGUCCAGCGUCGAUGUCGACGUCGAAGUGGCCGAAGUUGUCAUUCCACCCAAAGAGCUUGACAGGCCUUUCCGCCUCUGGAGCUCGCUGGGGAUGCAGUUCUCGGUGUCGUCGACACCGCUGGCCAUCGGGACCUACCUGUCGUUCGUGAUUGGGAUCGGAGGCAGCCCUGUGUUCUUCUUCGGAUACCUGCUGGCCUGCGUCAUGGGAUUUUGCAUCUGUUUGUCGCUGGCGGAGAUUGCGGCCGUGUAUCCGCACGCAUCAGGCCAGAUCUAUUGGACGGCAACGCUGAUGCCCAAGAAAUACAGUCGGGGGCUGAGCUACGUGACGGGCUGGCUGGCAUGUUGUGGAUGGUUCUUCGGCACGGCGGGCUGCCUGCUGAUCACGUCGGAGCUGAUCUGGGCGCUGGUCAACGUCUGCCACUCGGCCUUCAUCAUCCAGCCGUGGCACUUCUACCUGGGAUACGUGGCGGCCGGCAUCUUCGGCCUCUCCAUGAACAUCCCCCUGUUCCGCAUUUACCCGCACAUGCUGAACAGCCUGGUGCUGCUGGUCAACGGCGGCGCGCUCUUCGUGCUUAUCGCGCUCCUGGUGCGGGCGCACCCCAAGCAGCCGGCCAGCUAUGUGUUCACCGACAUUGUCAACGCCACGGGCUGGUCGGGCAACGGCGUGGUCUUCUUCAUCGGCCUCUUGCCCGGCAUCACGGCGGUGACGGGCUUCGACACGGCGGCGCAUCUGACCGACGAGCUGCCCAACCCCAAGAAACAGGUGCCGCAGGUCAUGGUGGGCGGUGCCGUCAUCUGUGCCCUGUCCGGCAUCCCCAUGAUCCUCGUCUACAUGUUCUGCAUCGUGAAGCCGGACAACCUCCUCGCGCCCGUGGGCGGCCAACCCAUCAUCCAACUGAUGCUGGACUCGUUCGACUCGCUCGCCCUGACCAUCCUCGGCACCCUGGUCUUCAUCCUGGGCUUUGGCAGCACCUGCGCCACCGUCAUGACCGUGUGGACCCGUACCUGGUGGUCGUUCGCACGCGAAAACGGCGUCCCCUUCUCCGGCACCAUGUCGCGCAUCAACGAAUACUACCGCCUCCCCGUCAACACCAUCUGCUUCUGUUUCGGUCUGCUGUGCUGCCUGGGCCUGAUCGAACUUGGCUCCAGCACCGCUCUCAACGCCAUCCUUGGCGGCCUGAUCCUCUGUCUGUACUCGUCUUACUGUCUCGCCAUCCUCGGCCUGCUCAUCGGCCGCAGGAAGGCGUUGCGGAAAGACCACUACCUCAACCUGGGAAGGUUCGGUACCGUGGUCAACGUCGUUUCGGUCGGCUGGAUCCUCAUGAUGAUCGUCUGGCUGUCCUUCCCCCUGUACCUGCCUGUCACCUCGGAGUCGAUGAAUUAUGCCUCGGCCGUCUUUGCCGCCGUUUUGUUGUGCAGCACCGUCAACUGGUUCGUCUACUCGAGACACAUCUACAAAGCCCCUGUUGCCAUGUAUGAAGAUCAAGAGGAGGACCACGAGCACAAGAACGAGAAGGAGACACCGGCCGAGGAGGCUCGGAAACAGAGUGAAGAGGACACCGUCGCCAGCGUGGAGAAUUGA